AUGCGUUGGCAGGAUGUUUACUGCGAUCACAGCGACGACGACCCCUUCCCCAAAAUGCUCGAGGAGGAACCAGACAAUCUGCUGGGACCCUACGUUGCAACAGAGGUUGCCCUUGUGGAGAAGGCGCUGCGUUUUGCACAAGUGGGGCCGUCGGAUCGUGUGCUGGAUCUGGGAUCCGGUGAUGGCCGCCUCUGCGUAGCGGCUGUGCAGCAAUUUGGCGCCGAAGCCGCUGUGGGCAUUGAACUCGAUGAGGACUUAGUGGAACUAUCGCAGGCCAGGGCAGAGCAGUGCGGCGUCUCAGGAGCAGGCGCAACAGCAAAUUCAAUGCAAGGCAGUCCCACUCUGGUGAUUGUGUUCCUGCUCCCUGAAGCCGAGCAGAAGUUCCAGGAGGUGCUGAUGAGGCUGUACGAUGCUGGUGCGGGUAAUGUAAUUGGGGCAGUGAAGCUGCUGGAGGCAGACACAUCCCUCAUGCAGCGCACUGGGGCUGACAGGGUGCGCAUGCUGGCCAAGUCUGAGUGGGGGCAUGGGAUUCUGCUGAGGGAAGGGGCGCCCGCAAAGCUGCUCGCCCUGCUUCAUGAGGGCGCCGACCAAAGUGUGAUCACAGCUGCUUUGAAGGCCUUGGACGCGCUCUGUGCUCAGUAUGACGGCAGGGAAGCUCUUGUUCUGGCGGGUGCUGUAGACAAAAUACAGGAGGCAUUUGAUGGUUCCUGGGUGGAGAGCGAAGACGGACGAGAAACACUGGCACAGCUACUUGUUGCCCUUAAAGUCCAGCAGAACAAUGGCUUGAGCCAUGAAGGCUCACUGGCAAACCCAGCCAGCAAUCAGCAAAGGAAGAAGGGCUUGUUCAAGGGCUGGUUCUGUUGCUUCCAUUCAUCGGUGGUGACUGAUGCUCCCUUGCAUCUAGCGUGUGACAAUGUCAGCUCCAAAAGGGGUGGGACCAAACCGGCCCCAGUCAGUGUGCUUAACAUCAAUGUGGAUUCCUCCACUCUGCGCAGCCCAAAUGCUGACGCAGCGGCCCGCGACUUGAGAGUUGUGGAGUGGGUCAGAACUGGGCCAAUCAAGGAGCAGCCUCUCCCCCAUACCAACUCCUUGGGGAGCCGGGCCACACAGAUAGGCGAGCAUGCAGAAGGUGAAGAGGAGUCCAAUCAAAUGCCCUCAGAGGCUGAUGAAGCUUUGGCAGCAAGCGUCCGGGCGCAGCAAUUCGCUCGCUACAACGCACUCAACUUGACACCGUCGGACGACAACUUCCAGUCGGUCUUCAGGGCAGCGCCGGAUGCUACAACCAAGCCAGCCGCCCCAGACAAGGCGGACAAAUGGUCCAUCACCUACGAGGACAUCUGCGCCGCGGCGUUGCCCGACACCAAGCCCACCGUAGGGGCUGCGCGCGAGACGAACGCAGAUCUGUCAGCGCAGCAGCCGCAUGCGAGGCCCGCCGGCUUGCCGCAUGCAGACGCGGAAGGCGGCCGGGCGGCGGCUGCGGCUGAGCAGGUGCGCGCACAUGGCGGCAGGCACCGGCGCAAUGCGAGCCGGGACGAGGGCAGCUUCGAGGAAGUGCUGCGUCCGCUGUCGCUGCCGGCCACGCCGGCGCACGCGUCUGAGAAGGGGUACCUGUCGGGAAGCGAUGACAUCAGCGCGGACGAGGUCAGCGAUGACGGUAGCACCAGCCUGGAGGACAUGUCGGACGGCGAAAUCCUGACCUCCAGCCCGCCCCUCGCGCUGCCCCGGCCAGCGCCCAAACCCACCGGCGACCCCCGGCUCUCGCUGCGCCUCUACAAGCUCGUGACCAGGUCUGCGGAGGUGAUGCGCACGCCGCCCAAGCGCACCAAGUCAAGCAAGCUCGGCGGCGCAGCCCGCCCCAGAGCCCCCUGGUGGCUGGGCUCCGCCAGCUCAUCCCCGAUCUCGCUCGCAGCCUCAUCUCCCGCCGCGUCCGUUGCCCGGUCGGUGUCCCGGCUGUCCAUGCGCCAGCCGCCGCCAAUCGCGCGCCCCCCCUCCCCGAGCAAUGAGCCGGCCGUGCCGGCCGCGCCGCGGCCAGGCCCGGGGCCGGCCGGCCCGACGGCUGGCGGCAGCAACGCGCACAGCGUGGCGUCGUACCUGUCCACCUUCCAGGCGGCUGCCGGGAAGGCGGCCCGGGAAGGGAACUCGCAAGACGCGGUGCGCGCCUAUGUGGCGGUCGCUGGGCCGGGGCAGGCGGCGCAGCACGCGGCCGGCCACUCCGCAGCGCUGUCCGCCGCGGCCGCUCGCAAGAGCGCUGGCGAUAAGGGGCCGCAUGGGCUGCAGGAGCUGAAGCUGCAGCAGCUCAUCACCCCCCUGGGUGAUGCCAGCAACCGAAGCCCUCCAGCCGGCCCAGGCGGCUCGAUCAGGGGCCUGCAAUCUUCGGUUGGUAGCCAAGCGGCGGCACAGGCGCCGCGGUCAAACAAGAGACCCAGCCCCCCGAGCAGGCUGCCCCAAUACCAGCGAGCGCCGGUGCAAGGACGGAGGGACAUGGAACGCCCCAUUAUCAACACCUCCCUGCCCCCAGCGCCGGUCAGGGGAGGCGCAACAUCGAGCACAAGGGACCUCGACCGAAAGUCCACCCCCGCCCGCCAGAUGUUUGCGAUCAUCUCCGACGCCAUCACUGCCGCCAACGAGGCCAUGAACUCCCAGCCAUCCGUUUCGCGCACCACAGCAGGUCCAUCGGCAGGAGUGGGCGCAGGGGGAGUUGAGGCGCCGGCUGCGGCUGCACCGGCAGCUGCCCGGCUGGGUUCCGGGCAGCUGGGCAGGAGGGCCUCUCAGCGGCCCUCGCCGGUGCUGCCAAGGCAGGCCGCACUGGCGCCGGCAUCGCGUCUGGCCCUGCCUGCUGCCCCGCACCUGACCGGGCUCACCUCCAUCCCCAAGCUGGGCGGUGGGGCCGCCGGCGCCACUGGCAGCCUGAGGACCAACAGGAUCACAAACAUGGGCCCUCCGCCGCCGAGGGUGCCGGCGAGUAGCCGGCUGCCGGGACCCCCCGGUCAGCUGCCGGGUCCCCUCAGCCGGCUGCCGGGACCCCCCGGCCGGCACCCGGCGCCCCCCACCCACAUCCCCGGCAGCCGCCUCCCCGUCCCGCCCGGCAAGCCGCCGCGCUCGCCGCUGGCCGGCACCAGGGCGGCCUCUGCAGCUGCCCUGGAGCUGCCACACCGCGCGGGUCAUUACCUGCCAGUCGGUGUGCCGCUGCACAUGGACGGCGCGUCGCCUCCUUGGACCCCCACAGGCUUCCACACCUCUCGGGAGGACCUUCUCAACAGCAAUGCAGCCACUGAAGAAGAGUGCGCGGCGGAGGCGCAUUCGCGGCACCUGCGCGCCUUGGUGGAGAGUCUGGCAAGCGAGGAGCGCGGCCUUUUCAGCCCCCUCGACGGCGGCCCCAAGCGUCCGGUCGCACGUCGGCUGCACAAUGACGGCCCUGGACGCGCGCAGCCACCGACAGAGCCGACGGCACAGGCCGUUACUGCCGCAGGCUUCAUGAGCGCUGACAGCGUUGCCCAAAUGGAUGUGGACAAUGGAAUUGUGAACACAAUGUUCAACAUCAGCAGAUCUCCCAGUGAGAAGAGCUCCUCGGGUGACUGCGAUGCUCCUGCCUUCAGAAACCCGCUCUACAGCAACCGGGGCUCACCAAGCAGUUGA
Molecule: messenger RNA, 3636 nt
Organism: Coccomyxa subellipsoidea C-169
Lineage: Eukaryota; Viridiplantae; Chlorophyta; Trebouxiophyceae; Coccomyxaceae
Exons: 20
Coding region: 1-3636 (1211 amino acids)
Biological process (GO): regulation of mitochondrial ATP synthesis coupled proton transport; peptidyl-lysine trimethylation; positive regulation of proton-transporting ATP synthase activity, rotational mechanism
Cellular component (GO): mitochondrion
Molecular function (GO): protein-lysine N-methyltransferase activity
Source: RefSeq, a predicted model, not a curated record